Messenger RNA from Penicillium subrubescens, 1284 nucleotides. RefSeq names its product pepsin-like aspartic protease. The record is from RefSeq and is a predicted model, not a curated record. Bases 1 to 1284 code for a protein of 427 amino acids. NCBI's taxonomy places the organism in Eukaryota, Fungi, Ascomycota, Eurotiomycetes, Eurotiales, Aspergillaceae. Gene Ontology annotation, molecular function: aspartic-type endopeptidase activity. Gene Ontology annotation, biological process: proteolysis. The transcript has 3 exons.
AUGCAUCUCAUUCUUUCUCUUCUCCUUUUUCUCGCCUUGAGCUUCGAUGUAUUGGCUGCACCAGCUCCUCGUCCGGUCCGGAAAAGCAGGUCUUUCCAGAUCGAUCGUGUUAAGCGCAGUGACUAUGUUCCUCAUGGACCUACCGCGUUGCGCAAGGCGUUCCGCAAGUUCGGCAUCACGCCCGUUGAUUUCACCAACAUUACUCUGAAUGACUUUGAGCCUUUUGACCUCAAGACUUCCGUGGUCAAGACCAAUCAGAACACCAUCAAUGAGCCUGACCAAACGGGCGCUGUCAGUGCGACCUCGGUGCAGAGUGAUGUUGAAUUUGUCUCGCCCGUUACAAUUGGUGGCCAAACCAUCACCAUGGACUUUGAUACUGGAUCGGCUGAUAUGUGGGUCUUCAACUCCGAACUCCCAUCAUCCAUGACGCAGAACCGCACCGUCUACGACCCCACCAAGUCAAGCACCUACAAGAAAGUCGACGGCGGCACCUUCAAUAUCAGCUACGGCGACUCCUCUUCUGCCUCAGGCGGCCUGGCCCAAGACACCGUCGACAUCGGCGGCGCAACCGUCACCAGCCAAACCUUCGGUCUCCCCACCACAGUCUCCUCCUCUUUCGUCGAAGACACCAAUUCCAACGGCCUAGUCGGUCUCGGCUUCUCCUCAAUCAACACCUUCAGCCCAGGCCCGCAAAAAACCUUCUUCGACAACAUCGCCCAGGAUCUCGAGGAGCCCGUGCUGACAGCGCGCCUGCGCAGCGACGGCGUUGGCGAGUACGAGUUUGGCAAAAUCGAUUCUACCAAGUACACCGGUUCCCUGGUGAACGUCAGCGUGGACUCGUCUGCGGGCUUCUGGCAGUUCGAGGCUGGGUAUUUCGCUGUUGGAAGUGGUUCUUUGCAGAAGGUUACCCAGGUGCCCAAGGCUAUCGCGGAUACGGGCACCUCGCUUAUGCUGGUCAGCCCUGAGGUGGUGACGGCUUAUUACAAGGAGGUUAAGAAUGCGGCAUAUUCGAGUGGUGUGAGCGGUUGGAUUUAUCCUUGCUCGGCCGAGUUGCCCAGUUUGACUGUUGCGCUGGGUGAUAAGUAUCAGGCUACUAUUCCGGGGUCGUUGGUGAGCUUUGCGGAGGUUGGGAAGAAUACGACUACUGGUGAAACUGUGUGCUACGGUGGCAUCCAGUCGAACCAGGGUUCGAGCUUGCAGAUCUUUGGCGAUGUGUUCCUGAAGGCUUUAUUCGUUGUGUUCGACCAACGAGGUCCGUCUUUGGGCUUUGCGUCGCCUACGUGA